AUGGAAAUUGAUUUGGCUUAUGAUAGUGGUAUAAAAUUGAAGGAUUCAUAUGAGUUCAUGGCUAGGCAAGUUGGUGGUAGAGAUGCUCUUGGUUACACUAAGCAAGAUCAAAAGAAUUACCAUUAUAGUAAAUGGCAAAAAGAACAGAAAUGUGUUUCUUUUGAUACAACGUAUAGAACUAAUAAGGAGUAUCGACCCCUUGCAAUGUUUGUUGGGUUUAAUCAUCAUAGAGAGUCUACGACAUUUGGGGCUUUCCUUUUAUAUGAUGAAACUAUUGAUACAUUUCAGUGGUUGUUUGAAGCAUUCUUUGAAGCAAUGUCUGGGAAGAAACCAAAUACAAUUUUUACCAAUCAAGAUCCGGCAAUGGCAAAAGCCAUCUCAUUGGUGAUGUCAAAUACUUAUCAUCGAUUAUGUAAAUGGCAUUUAAUGCAAAAUGCUCUCAAGCGUGUCAACCAUUUAUUACAAUGUGAGGAUGAAUUUAGAAGUGAUCUCGAUGCAUGUUUUAAAAUUUGGGAAGAGAAGGAAGAGUUUCUUGGUGCUUGGGAUGCUAUACUUCAUAAGUACAAUGCUUUUGAUAAUUCUUGGCUUCAAAGUACACUUGAAGUGAAAGAGAAAUGGGCUAAAGCAUAUGUCAAGAUGUCAUUUUCUGCAGGAAUGACUACAACUCAAUUGAGUGAGAGUAUAAACUCUGAUUUGAAGGAUUAUUUACAGUUAGACUAUGAUAUCGUAAAAUUCUUCAUACAUUUUGAGAGACUACUUAAUGCUAAACGUUACAAGGAGUUGAAGGGUGAGUACAAUUUAAGGCAAAAGUUGCCAAAAGUUAAGAUUGCAUCACCUAUGCUGAUUCAAGCAGCACAUAUUUAUACACCUAAAUUAUUUUUGAAGUUUCAAGAGCUAUAUGAAGAGUUCCAAGGAGCUUUUGUGAAGGAGCGUGUUGAAAGAAAUGCAACUCAUGAGUAUAUAGUUCAAUAUAUGGUAAGCCAAAAGAUCAUCAAGUAA
Molecule: messenger RNA, 999 nt
Organism: Quercus robur (English oak)
Lineage: Eukaryota; Viridiplantae; Streptophyta; Magnoliopsida; Fagales; Fagaceae
Product: protein FAR1-RELATED SEQUENCE 5-like
Exons: 2
Coding region: 1-999 (332 amino acids)
Biological process (GO): regulation of DNA-templated transcription
Source: RefSeq, a predicted model, not a curated record